UGCUGAUAGUUGAUAAUCAGUUACUUAUUGUAUCUUGUGGCAAUAGCAGUGGAUAGUGGCGAAAUAAAAGGGAUGCAGGGUUCGCACCAUAAAGCGUGGCGUAAGAUAGCGAAAAAGCUUCGUCGCAAGAGAAUUAGACAAAAACUAGCUAAAGAAAGGGAUGACAAAAUUGAGGCAGAAAAUGCAAAACUAAAACUAGAUCCCGCCUACCAACAAUGGCUUACCGACCAAGAGACUCUAGAAAAGUUUCGCGAGGAAGUUGAGCAACGUGAACACGACGAACAGGAAGAAUUAUGGAUGCGUCGUGAACUUCUAGCUCAGAAGAAAUUCCGUCAAGAAAAGAAGCGCCAGGAAGCGGCUGAAAAAGCUAAAGAGGAAGAACGUCAGCGAAUACAAAAAGAAUUCGAGGAACAACAAAAAAUAGUUCAGCAACGAAUCGCUGAGAAAAAACGGCUGGCCGAGGAGAAGCAAAGGAGGCACGAACUUCUGCAGCAGAGAAUCAAAGAAUACAUUAACGAAGGAGGCGAGUUACCUCAAGAGCUUUACGAGUCAGCCGAUACGAAUCCUGGAAAGGAACUGUGUCCGUUUUUCAUGAAGACAGCAUCAUGUCGUUUUGGGGACAGAUGUACUCGGAAUCAUUCUCGACCAUGUGUCAGUCGGAUUCUGCUUCUACCUUAUUUUUUCACCCACAUCAGACUGGAGCAACCAGCCCAUUCGGAAUAUGGAAGCGACUUAUCCCUUGAAUUCAGCGAAGCCGAGCUUUACCAAGCAUAUGAUGAUUUCUUCGAAGAUGUCACAACAGAACUAUCCAAAUAUGGCUCAAUUGUGAAUUUUCGCGUUUGUCGAAAUUCCGAGCCACAUUUGCGAGGGAAUGUUUUCGUAGAGUUUGAGGAUGAUAGGUCUUCAUUGCGAGCUUAUCAAGUGCUUCAAGGCCGAUAUUAUGCUGGGAAACGGAUAAAUGUGGAGUUUUGUAAACUGGUAUCAUGGAAAGCAGCCAUUUGUGGAUUAUCACUUUCGCGGACUUGCCCAAAAGGUGCAAAUUGCAAUUAUUUACAUAUAUUUAGAAAUCCGGGAAACAAGUACAACACAAGAGAUCCAUUAACGGAAAGAUCAUCCCGCCGGAAUAAUGUAGAAGGAAGCACACCAUCAACGCAUAUUAGAAGUUGGAAUGACGACAUCAGUUCUUCCCGACGUGAUUGGCGGUGGUCUGAGAGUCCUGAACAUCCUGCUGGCAUAUCCGAGACUCAUCGACCUCAGAGCCGAAGGAGGUCACGAUCGAGAAGUCAUGAGAGAAGGAGAAAAUCGAAUCAAAACGAAUAUCGGCGUAGAUCUCAAUCGAGGGAAAAUAUUCAAUGCAGGAGGUCACGAUCUAAGAACUCCUCUCGCGAUAGUCAUGACAAAUCCAGACACAGACGUCGAAGUAGAUCUAAAUCAUCCAGCAGUAAACUCAGUGAAGUGAAGGAUCGUAAUGAAAUGCAAAGUAAUGAAAACUACAAGAAGUCACAGCGAUCGCGAUCUAAGUCAAAGGAGAAAAGGAAGAGGAAACGACGUAAGCGUAGUAAAUCAAAAUCAAGACAUAAAUAAAAAAAUAAUUUUUAAAAUUUAAA
Molecule: messenger RNA, 1607 nt
Organism: Hermetia illucens (black soldier fly)
Lineage: Eukaryota; Metazoa; Arthropoda; Insecta; Diptera; Stratiomyidae
Product: U2 small nuclear ribonucleoprotein auxiliary factor 35 kDa subunit-related protein 1
Exons: 5
Coding region: 73-1584 (503 amino acids)
Biological process (GO): mRNA splicing, via spliceosome
Cellular component (GO): U2AF complex; spliceosomal complex
Molecular function (GO): pre-mRNA 3'-splice site binding; metal ion binding
Source: RefSeq, a predicted model, not a curated record